GCCCCGAAUUAUGAGUCACACGUCCAUCCUUUCUCAUUAAGGAAUGUACCCCUACCUAUUAUUGUCUGAAAUGCACAUAUGCCUGGCUCUGGAAGACCAGACAAUUAUUCAGUCUGUCCUCAGCCUUAUACUGUUUCUCACGUCUCAACCGUUUCUCUCGCAGUCUUUAUAAUUUUUCAGUGUUUAUUAUUUUAAAAACAAUUUUUUAAAAACAUGGCUGGUUCAAUUGAAGACAACGCGGCAUUAUACAAGAAGAAGACCUACACUUUUGUGCCGCCAGCACCUCCGGCUGAUCUCAUCGAGUCUACUAGCUACACACUUGACUUGACGGCCCGUAAGUUUAUUCAUAUCGGUAUUGAUCCAUCUCCGAGUUUCAAAAUUGUAGUGCAUAUACUAACUUCUUCGAGAUACGUUCAUAUUACUCCGGAAUUUUUAAUAAAAAUAUUCUCGUAUAUGGGUCAUAUCCUGUCUUUUAUACUGGAUACGCCACAGAAAUAUAAACGAGUAUUAUUUUAUGAAGAUGAAAUAUUAAAACUAUCGAGUAUGGUAUACAGCGGAGAAAAUGUGUUAGUGAUAGAAGCAAAGGACCGAGAAGGAUGUAGAAUAUUAUUGAAUCGGGUGGACCUUAUCCGACUUCAAUACCUCGAGUGUUCCAUCGUCGAGACCUUAGUGAGGAAAGAAGUAUUCACUGUACCUUUAGUUAUAAAUCAGUAUAAUGAGAUUAUAGCGUACCUAGAUAAAAAAUGUGCUCAACAUAAAUUAUCAUCGGAAAAUUUGGAUCAGAUGGUAAUUUUCAUUAAAAAUAUACAAGACGAUCAAGUCGUUAAGUCCGUUCCAAACUUCUCCAAUCAAAUACAGAUGUGUGCAACUGUACAGUUGGCUGAAUCAUUAUUACACCAGAACAACUCGCAUGAGUAUUCCAAUGAAACGACGCUCAUUUCACCAAUGUCGUCACCAACACCAAUGUCACCACCUACACCGAUGCCAACACCACCACCGAUCUCACCACCACCGAGUUUCACCAGGCAAUCGCCGAGCAGAGCAGUCGAUGAAAACGACGGGCCGUUUUGGUACAACAUGUCAUCAUUAUCGGAAAUGUAUUUUGCACCAAAACGUAAACUAUUUUAA
This is a messenger RNA of Aphis gossypii (cotton aphid), 1128 nucleotides long. RefSeq lists its product as uncharacterized. Lineage: Eukaryota; Metazoa; Arthropoda; Insecta; Hemiptera; Aphididae. The coding region runs from base 214 to 1128 and encodes 304 amino acids. The record is from RefSeq and is a predicted model, not a curated record. The transcript has 2 exons.